Messenger RNA from Caenorhabditis elegans, 2249 nucleotides. It is a transcript of the gene cutl-8, whose product is annotated as ZP domain-containing protein. Gene Ontology annotation, cellular component: plasma membrane. Lineage: Eukaryota; Metazoa; Nematoda; Chromadorea; Rhabditida; Rhabditidae. The coding region runs from base 178 to 2055 and encodes 625 amino acids. The record is from RefSeq and is marked reviewed. The transcript has 12 exons.
UUUUCUUUUCAUUUUCGCUCUUCGUACACACAAAAUUGGUCAUCGCGUUUCGCCUCCUCCCUCCAACUUAUUCUUUUUUCUCCUGUCAGAUACUUUCACCCUUGAAAGCUUAUUUCGCAGUUUCAAAUUGGAUCUUCCACCAUCAGCGUUCUCUAAUAUUGUGCCACCAUCACAUUGAUGCAUUUCUUGAAAAUUUUGAUUAUUGCAUGGACGGGUUGGCGUGUUGCCAAUGCGAUCAGCAUCGACAAUGAGAUCAUCGGCGAACCGGAUAUUGAGUGUCUCGAAGAUGAAAUACGAAUUUGGGUGAAGACUAGAAAAAUCUUCGCAGGAAGAAUAUAUGCAAAGGGAAGAGCUGAAUUAGAAGACUGUUAUAAAGAUGAUUUUGGAAAUCAGAAAACUCGAAAACCACAUUUCGAUUUACAAUUUGGAGCGUGUGGAAUGAAAAGUUUAAGAUCGGUGGAUCCACGUGGAAUGUACUACGGUAUCACAGUCGUCGUGUCUUUCCAUCCCUUAUUCAUCACUAAAGUUGAUCAAGCAUAUCAUGUGAAAUGCUUUUUUGAAGAAGCAAAUAAGGGGCUGACUGCUGAGUUGGGUGUUAGUAUGAUUCCAACGACAGAAUUAGAAGCGAGACAUGGAAUACCUGGAUGCACAUAUUCAAUUCAUAGAUCUACAAUUGACGAAUUAGAUGCUGGAAGGCCAGCAGGAAAUGUUAUUCAAUUUGCAAGAGUCGGAGAAAGAGUUUUACAUCAAUGGCAUUGUAAUGAUCAAAUGUACGGAGUACUCAUCAAUAACUGUUAUGUGACUGAUGGGUUCGGAAAGAAAGCUGAUGUGAUUGAUGAUAAAGGAUGUCCAAUUGAUCCGAUCCUUAUCACGGGUAUUCGUUAUUCAUCAGAUCUUCAACGUGCCUACGCAGAAUCGUCUGUAUUCAAAUUUGCUGAUAAACCUGGUGUAUGGUUUUUCUGUCAAGUUCAGAUGUGUAUGAAGAAACAUGGAAUGUGUGAUGGGAUUACGCCUCCAUCAUGUGGAUCAAUGUCUCGAGUAAUAUCUGUUGGAGGAGAAGAUAAUGGUGGAUUUGAAGAAGAAGAAAAGGCGCCUUCGUCUCGACGAAAAACAACACCAAAACCAUCUGGAUCAGAUUAUGAUUAUGAGAAUGAAAAGCCACAACAGAAAACUACGAAUGCUCCAAGAAGAUCCACAACAGUUUCAAGGGAUUAUGAUUAUGAUAACGAAUCACCAAAAUUACAUAGUCCAAACUCUCAUUCUUACAACAGUGUGACACCUCCACUCGACUAUGAGUCAGUUACAUUGACUGCUUUCUCUCCUCCAAUUAAUCCAGCUACUGUAGGAAUAGAGAGCGUAUCGAAAACUUUCGAAACAGAGGACGACUUGGCUUCUUCUUCAGUGACUCCAGAGCCAAAGAGCAAGAAAAUUGGAAAAAGCGAUUAUAACGAUUAUGAUGAAGUGACGAUUCCGCCGAAUUUGACCGAUCUGCUCGCCAAUCUACCCGAUGACAUUAGCAGUGACAGUAUUCAGAAAAUGUUGAGAGACUCCGUGGACAAUCCAAAAGCAUUGCUCGCAGAAUUUGGAAAAUUAAUGAAAAAUAAGAAACUGAAAGCGGAACGAAAGAAUCGAUCGAGAAAUCUACGAGAAUUGAAACCGGGAGACUUGAGAUCUGGGGAGAAAAUUGAUCAGAUUGAGGUUGAUUGGACAUCAACCAGAAGACGAGAUGUCCCAGCAAUACCAGAAUUUGAUGGAAAUUCGAAAUAUGAUAAGCCUAUGUUGGCUGGUCAGUUGCUCAUUUUCGAUUUGGAUGAAGAGCCACCAAAUGAUGUCGGACUAGACAAAAAUUCAACAAAGGAUGCAUCCACAGCGUGUUCUGUAACAAAAGAUGGUCUUCUUGCAAUAUUUGCUGGAUUUGGAGCAAUUCUAGCAGCACUAAUUUCGGCUAUUGGAUUUUUGAUAAUUAGACUGAAAAGUCAGACGACCCCAAUCGAUCAAGCAACUCCAAUUUUCAAUCAAUAUGCUCGAAAACGAUUUUUCGAAUCUGCAUCCUAAAUUCACUUUCCGUUUCCAUGUUUUUCGCCGACAUCUCUGUGCAAUUCACCUCUACUUUUUCCGUCUUUCAUUCGUAAUCCUAUUUUCCAGGGUAACAUAACAUCUCAUCCUUUAUUUCCUUCUUUUUUUUUGGAUUUUUAUCAUUAAUUUAUUUUGGCCCAUACGCAUUGUUCAUUUUUACAUAAUACAUUAUU